CCCUUGUUGAAGAAUUCUGACUUAGAUGAACACUGAAGACAACUGUGUGUGUGUUGACAUUAAAGCACCACGCUGUAUGUUAUUGCAGAGUGUUUCAUAAUGCUACCAACAGUACUGAGCUGCUCAGUGAGCUGGGUACAGGUGUGUAUAACAGCAUCCUAAAUGCCGUAGAAAAGGCAGAGUUGGCAGCAAAUCAGUCCAGAGAGGCUGCGGAUGAAGCCUUAAAGGAUGUGAAGGAGGGAGGCCUGGUCAACAGGGCCGCAGGACUCAAAAAUAAUUCAACUCGUUUACGUACAGAAGCCAACGAGACUCAGAGUGACUUCAAAAUGCUGUUGGCUAAAGUGAACACCGUCAAAGGCCGCAUGAAUACGCAGAAGGAAAAAGGAGAAUCACUGAGAAUGGGCAUCCCAACCGUUAGUGACAACCUCAAAAAGAUCAGAAGAGAUGACACAGACGUUCUGAUAGAGUCCGCGAAAACAACUGCAGCUGCCUCUAACUCCACAAUCAGUAAUAUAACAGAGAGACUGAGAAAUAUCAGUCAGAAAUUGGAAAGAAUAACUCUGACCAAUGUCAGUGUAAAUAUAGAUGAUAUGUUGGUUGAUGCAGACCAGGCAUUGAAGAACUUGAACACAGCCCUUCCUGUGUUGAAGGACAAAAUCACACAAGUUGAGGCUCUCAGUGGGAAGAUGCCUCCUACUGCCAACAUGACAAAAAGCAUCAGGAGAAUCAAGGAUGUGAUAGAGGAGACAAGAAACUUUGUUAAUAGGCUCCCAGUUGCCACCACUUUCAACGGAAAAGGUCACGUUGAGCUUCGUCCUCCGAGAAACCCUGAAGACAUAAAAUCGUUUACAGCCGUCGAUAUGCUUCUCAAUCGCCAUCAAAACAAUCCCUCCAAGGCUGACUUCAGACGAAUGCGACGCCAGAACAAACACACAGAUUCCAGCGUCUUCGUUUUCUACCUGGGCAACAAGAACGCCUCUGGAGACUACAUUGGGAUGGCUAUCAGAAACAAUGUGUUGAUUUGUGUCUACAAGCUGGGUGGAGUUGUCCAUGAGGUGGAAACCAGCCAAAUAAAAACAACCACCAAUGUGAACUCCUCAGACUUUGACAGGGUUGUCUUCCACAGAGUUUACCAAGAUUCUGAAGUUAACAUCACACAGAACUUCACAUCACAGAAGCCAGUCAGCCUCACUCCUAAACGUAACCUUCCAAACACGACGACUGGCAUCCACAAACUGGAUCCAGACAGUCUUGUUUUCUACGUGGGCGGCUAUCCUGAGGACUUUAUGCCUCCAGUGGAGCUGCAUUACCCCAAGUACAAAGGAGCGAUGAAACUUUCCUACAUAAAUGACAAUCCUGUUUGUCUGUUCAACUACAAGCACGCAGUCAAUAUGGAUGCAAAGCAGCCUAUUGUGAAGAUUCCCCAGUCAGAGGUGUCUGAUUAUUAUGAGGGAACAGGUUACCGCAUGGCAUUCAUAAAGGAGCCGGACAAGAGAAAGAAAAGACUGUUCAAAUUUCACACAAACAGCCGAGAGACAAACGCCUUGCUAUUCUACAUCGGAAAUGAAGAGUCUUUUUUCUGUGUGUUUGUGGAGAGAGGCUUCCUGGUGCUUCAAGGACAGCAAGCAGGCCGGGAGCUCAGAGUUCAGAGUGCUGAAAAAGUGUCUCUGUUUGACAAACACUUUGCAAUUACUAUUGCAGACAGGUUUAUUGUGCACUACGGACCACAGCAGGUCUCCACAGAUCACAAUCGAACAAACUUCAUGAGUUAUUACAUCGGGGGUCUACCGUCACAGCUCAGACAGAGACAUGACAUCACAGCUCCACCGCUGAGAGGAUGCAUGGAUCACCUGACAGCAGACGCUGAGAUCGUAAAGUACAACAGGACGAUUGGCGUCAGCGAUGGAUGUCCGGUCUCACUGCUGGGUGUUCGUUCAGCUACGUUGUAUUCAGCUCUGUCUGUUGAUUCCCCGUCUGUCUGGGGCGAACAGCCAGUCAGAGUCUCUCUGGGCUUCAGGGGCACAGACGGACAUGGUGCUCUUCUCAGGAGCAGCUCUCAGGGCUCCAUCUCUGUCCAUGACCUGCAGCUGUCCCUGGCUGAUGGCUACGUAGUAUUUAAUAGUGAUAAUUAUACCUUGAAGUCGGAUAAAAGGUACAAUGAUGGAAGCUGGCACUACUUGUCUGCAGUAUGCAGGCCAACAGGGCUGGAGCUCAGCAUCGAUAAUGUAAAAGUGAUUCAGGGACAAUCUCCCCAUAGCAGGCCAGUGGAUCAACAUUUGCAAGGAGGGAAAUUUAAAGGCUGCAUCGCUAACCUCUACACAAGGAGGCCUGAGCAGAGCUUUAUACCUGCCGAUCUAAGCUCAUUUUCACAAACGGUAGACGUAGUCCUUGGCCUGUGCAGUCUCCAUCCGCCACCACAUACCGAGCUGCUACCAGCACCCGUGUUGAAAAAGCCCAAGAAACACAAACCUAUUCAGGCUCCGGCAGGCAGCCAGUGUAAACCCCAGCGAGCACACCGGGGUGAAUGGCAGCUCUCUGGGGAGCACAGCUGGCUCAGUUACACCCUGCCACAACAGGACCUCAAUCACAGGCCUCACUUCUCCCUUGACGUAAAGACCAAGACGUCCAAAGGGCUGAUCCUCCAUGUAGCCGGGAGAGGAGUCAUCCCCCUGCUGGCUCUGUACAUGGCCAAUGGCAAGAUCAAGAUGUCACUCGGGCAAAACAGAAUCAUCCAGCACAAGCAGAAGAGCAACGACGGGAACUGGCACAGAGUUGAGUUCAGUGUGGAGAAGAGCACUUUUCAUCUGCUGGUUGACGGGUUCCGUGUGACUGAUGGACAUCUGCCAAACAACGAGGGAUCAUCUUUAGACCUGCACAACCCUGCGUAUCUGGGAGGUGAUCCAAAAAGCAAAACCACAAAAGGACACAACAUUCCCAUGAACAGUGUUAUUGGUUGUAUACGGGAGUUCAAAAUGAAUGAGGUCGUUAUGGUGGACCUUGAGGCAAGCUACAAAACUUUACCCUGCUUGGAUGGGCUCGCAGAGAUCGGGACAUACUUUGGCGGCGGUCACAUCGUCUUGGAGAAUUACUUCACCAUUGGCUCUGAGUUUGUGUUGGCCUUCGAGCUGCGUCCUCAAUACCUGACAGGUCUUCUCUUCCAUGUGCAAAGUCACAAGGCCAGCCUUAAUGUCUUUCUAAUGGAAAACAAGGUGGGUGUCAGAAUGAAUGAUGGUAACAGGGCUGUCAGUGUCUCAGUGACUCCUCGUGAAAGCCUCUGUGAUGGAAAGUUUCACCAGGUUACAGUGUCCGAACAACGUGACGUUAUCAAACUAGUGGUGGACUCCAUUUCUCAGCAGAAAGCCGUCCCCUUCACCUCCACAUCAACAACACUGGAUACACUUUACAUAGGAGGGACAAGAAAGCAGAACCGAGCCCCCGUGCCCUCGCCAUUUGUGGGCUGCUUACGAAACGUGAAGCUUAAUGGAAGACCGGUUGCAUUUGAGACAGGAUCCAGGGUGGUUGACCCUGUCAGCAUUAAUAGUUGCCCUGCAGACUAAGGCCGUGUCAUUAAUGGGUGACACACCAACUUAUUUAACCGCACAGACCCUUUGGCAUCAUUACAAAGUCAUAUUAUGCAGACAGGCUUAGUUAAAAACCCACAGAAAUUAAUUAAGCUACUGUUGCUACACCUGUCAAGCUUUCCAUUUUCGCACAGCACAUGUGCAGUAUAUAAUUACAGGUCAGAUUUACCACUCAAAGUAACUA
Sander lucioperca (pikeperch) is the source of this 3765-nucleotide messenger RNA. It is a transcript of the gene lama3, whose product is annotated as laminin, alpha 3. The transcript has 25 exons. Gene Ontology annotation, biological process: cell adhesion. The record is from RefSeq and is a predicted model, not a curated record. Lineage: Eukaryota; Metazoa; Chordata; Actinopteri; Perciformes; Percidae. Bases 327 to 3557 code for a protein of 1076 amino acids.